AUGGCGCCAAAAGGUAAAGACAAGGCCAAAGGCAAGGACGCUGGCGAAGACAAGGCCAAGAAAGGAAAGAAAGAUGGCUAUCAACAAAUCAAUACUCGCCACAUCCUCUGCGCCAAGCACUCGAAGAAGGAAGAGGCUCUAGCGAAGCUCAACGAAGGCUUCAAAUUCGAUGAUGUGGCUCGGGAAUUCUCCGAGGACAAGGCCAGAGCUGGAGGCGCGCUGGGAUGGAAAUUGAAGGAUCAGCUUUUGAGCGAGUUCUGGGAGGCCGCGAUAACGCUUCAACCAUCGACAACAGCCAAGCCCAGUUGGACAGAGUGCAAGACUACAGAGGGCUAUCACAUCAUUAUGCUGGAAGGAGGAAAGUGA
Fulvia fulva is the source of this 366-nucleotide messenger RNA. Its product is annotated as Peptidyl-prolyl cis-trans isomerase PIN4. Gene Ontology annotation, biological process: rRNA processing. The record is from RefSeq and is a predicted model, not a curated record. Lineage: Eukaryota; Fungi; Ascomycota; Dothideomycetes; Mycosphaerellales; Mycosphaerellaceae. The transcript has 2 exons. Gene Ontology annotation, molecular function: DNA binding; peptidyl-prolyl cis-trans isomerase activity. The coding region runs from base 1 to 366 and encodes 121 amino acids.